This is a messenger RNA of Pseudo-nitzschia multistriata, 2202 nucleotides long. The record is from the annotation of a GenBank genome assembly. NCBI's taxonomy places the organism in Eukaryota, Bacillariophyta, Bacillariophyceae, Bacillariales, Bacillariaceae.
CUCAUACGCCAUGGCAAUAUUCGUCCCAUCCAGAAGAUUUUCAAUUUCUUGAGAAGACGUAAUAUUGGCACGGUAAGUCACGUUUGUCGAAAUAGAAAAGGAGGCAUUUCUUGUUUGAGCUUCAAUCUCCGGAGAUGUGAUUGGGUCCUCCAAUAAAAUGGAGACGCAAAUCAGAUCUUCCCCAUCUGGAACAGGCAGAUCCGAUUCAGCUUCAAUGUGGCUUUCCCCCUCAUUUAAAGAAUUGUCAACAUUCUCAAUACUGGUGUCACUAUCACUAUCACUGUCACUGUCACCGUUGUUGCUGUUGUUGCUAUCGUUAGUUUCAUCGUUGUUCGUAUUGUUGUUGAUCUCCAUGUCAUUCGAGUCACUGCUUGGACUAUUGGGAGCGCCUUUUGGAGGGGGAGUCUUUUUGUACUUGUAAGGGUUCGGCCUCUUGUCCUGUUUGGGCACUUUCAUAGGCUUGUCAUCUUCGAACAUCCAAAAGUCUUCUCCAAAAAAAGUUUUUCCACCAAUAUCUGUAAGACUGAGACUUCUAGAAUUGGGCAAUUCCAAACUUUUUAUUUGCAUUAAUUUCCGAUGCCCUAUUCUUAUGUUUUUUUUAAUAUUGUUCAAAGCGUUUCUGCUAUUUCCAUCGGAGUCAUUCGAAUAAUACCUCUUUUCAUCUUUAAUUCCGUUGACACCUCGGACACGUUGUUGUCUUCGCGUCUGCGCCGUUGUAGCUGCGUAUGAUUCGACUGGAUUGCUACAGAAAGAUAGCAGCAGCAUCCAUGAAACGAGAGUUGCUUUGAAGGGGAACAUUGUGUAGCAUCUGCCCUCCCGACCCGUUGUURUGGAAAUCAGUUGAUAUAAAUAAUACAGGUAUACUCUUAUUUCCGUCUUCUCGUAUUAUUAUUGUCGAUAAUGAUACUCCCCUUUCAAUUWAUUGAUCAAGAGAUYGUCUCUCGCUCUUUCCUCUUUGCGGUGAUAACUGGAUUAGGGGGACCUUGGUACUGGAAGACAAUAAUAUUAUUUGUGGUCGGUCUYAUUCUCAAUCCGGAAGCAGUCGUACGUACUGUCCGURAGUUAUCACUAGGAAAAUUUGGAAAGGAAGACCGAAGAUCCGGUAUCGAAUACUUCUAUGAUGUACCGGUAUGUGUGACGACUAUCUGUGUGGGGACGAAUGAAAUUCAUACCGCGACUAAACUAACCAUUAACAAUUUUUGGCGCGACAGUUGCCCCGUCUCGAUUGAACGGUUGUUUCCCAGUCUUCGACUUCGUCUAUGAUAGGCCUACAUGUAUUAUGACUUUCUAACGUUGUGUCACCUUUCAGUUGUAAAUUCUGAACGGUUGAUUUAGGCAAACUCGAGUGAAACAAAUGAUUCUCUAUGACCUCUCUCCAAAUCACAAUCUACGGUACAGUUUCUACAAAACAACCGUAACUCAAAACGCUUUCUCACAACAUGCGUAGUAUUAGCCGUUAAAAAAUCAAACGCCGGGCGGCACGACUGGAUUCAAUCAACUCCGACUACUUCUACGGCUCCUGCAUACAGCACAUGGUAUCGUACAUACCAGGUACCGUGCGUGCGGCAAACAUCACUUCUCGCUUGAUUUGCAUUGAACCCACAUGAAUAAUUUCGUUCAGUGAGAGUAUGGUACGACUGAAAAAUACGAGAAGUAGGUCCUAGAAAGACAAUGAUGAUUCAUCAUGAACGUUUCCAGUAAUGAUUCGAUUACCACAAAUAAUCCAAGACAUUGUGUCGCACUAUUGUCCAUUCGUGUAUAGAUAUCGCGCUGGACAAGCAAAGUAGCACCGAAGAAGACCACAAUAACAGCUUGCUACAGACAGCAACAGAGACGAAACGAAACGAGUCGGAACUCGCACUACCAAACACGACCAAACCAAUUUCUUUUGCAACGUCGGCAUCACAUAAUUAGCACAAGUAUACGUACAAGUAUACUGAAAGUCACAUCAAAGACCUAUUAGCACAAUCCGACCGCCAAUAAGUGCAAGUGUGUACGGUGUAUUCGGCAAUUCCCUACCGUYUUCCAUCAUGAAGUCUGCCUGCUCCCUAAAUUGGUGCGCAUCAUUUUCGAUGCUGUUCUCAUCCGCAAUGUUGCCAUCGAUCACGAUACUGCUCACAACGAUACUAUGCACKGUGUAUGGUAAUGCCGAUGCAACUGCCAUUCCCAUUUCCUUCGCGGGGAUAAAUUACAACACACGCA